ACAGAGGGAAAAGAAGUUGCACUGAUUGUGAAAAUCCCAACAGCCAAUGGACUGUCACCUCGGAGGCGCGGCGGCCUUGUGAUUGGUUGGUGUGGGUGGGGUUCUGUCAGUAGCAGUCUGGUGCUUAGAGUCUCUGAGAAAGUGAAGGGGCCGCCUGAGGCUUGGAGCCCACGGCCAGGCCGACUUAUGGAGCUCGAGAAUAUAGUAGCCAACACCGUGCUGCUGAAAGCCAGAGAGGGUGGCGGGGGCAACCGAAAAGGCAAAAGUAAGAAAUGGCGUCAGAUGCUGCAGUUUCCUCAUAUCAGCGACUGCGAGGAGCUGAGGCGCAGUCUGGAGCGAGAUUACCACAGUCUCUGUGACCGACAGCCAAUAGGACGCCUUCUCUUCCGCCAGUUUUGUGAGACGCGCCCGGAGUUACUGAGAUGCGUGCGUUUUCUUGAUGCUGUUGCUGAAUAUGAAGUAUCGCCUGAUGAAAAGCGUAAAGAAUGUGGACAGCAACUGAUAGAAAAAUAUCUCACGGUUACGAGUGAAGAUUACAUCACUGAAGUCCCUGAGCACAUGGUUGUCAGUUGUACUGAAAGCCUAGAAAUAAAUCCAUGCAAAGAACUUUUUAAUGAACCCUCAAAGCUUGUUCAUGACUUCCUGAGCAUGGCUCCAUUUUCGGAUUUCUUGGACAGUUUGUAUUAUAACCGCUUUCUGCAAUGGAAAUGGCUGGAGAGGCAACCGGUUACAAAGAACACUUUCCGACAGUACAGAGUUUUGGGCAAGGGGGGCUUUGGAGAGGUAUGUGCCUGCCAAGUGAGAGCCACAGGGAAGAUGUAUGCUUGCAAGAAACUGGAGAAGAAGCGCAUCAAGAAAAGGAAAGGGGAAUCGAUGGCUCUAAAUGAGAAGCAGAUCUUAGAGAAAGUCAACAGCAGGUUUGUAGUUAGUUUAGCAUAUGCCUAUGAAACUAAAGAUGCUCUCUGUCUGGUACUAACCCUCAUGAACGGAGGAGAUCUGAAAUUCCACAUUUACCACAUGGGAGAUGCUGGAUUCGAGGAGGGGAGAGCUAUAUUCUAUGCAGCAGAAAUCUGCUGCGGCCUGGAGCACCUUCAUCAAGAAAGGAUAGUUUACAGAGAUCUCAAACCAGAAAACAUUUUGCUUGAUGAUGAUGGGCAUAUAAGAAUCUCGGAUCUUGGACUUGCAGUACAUAUUCCAGAAGAUCAAACUAUUAAGGGAAGAGUAGGGACUGUUGGAUAUAUGGCUCCAGAAGUGGUAAGAAAUGAGAGAUACACUUUCAGCCCAGACUGGUGGGCCCUUGGGUGUCUGCUAUACGAGAUGAUUGAGGGCCAAUCUCCUUUCCAGCAAAGAAAAAGAAAGAUCAAACGAGAAGAGGUUGAGAGGCUUGUAAAGGAAGGGCAAGAAGAGUAUUCUGCCAAGUUUUCUUCUGAUGCACAAUCUUUAUGCAAAAUGUUACUUUUGAAAGACCCCAAUGAGCGCUUAGGGUGCCAAGGAAGAAGUGCUCAGGAGGUGAAGGAGCAUCCCCUGUUUAAGCAAAUAAACUUCAAGCGGCUGGAAGCUGGAAUACUGGAGCCUCCCUUUAAACCUGAUCCUCAAGCUAUUUACUGUAAGGAUGUCUUGGAUAUAGAGCAGUUCUCUACAGUAAAGGGGGUUGAUCUGGAGCAGACGGACAAUGACUUCUACCACAAAUUUGCCACAGGCAACAUCUGCAUCCCCUGGCAGAACGAGAUGGUGGAGACAGACUGCUUUUGGGACCUAAGUGCACUGCCCACAGAUGGAAGCAUUCCACCUGACCUAGAUUGGAGGGGAUUGCCAUCCCCGCAACCCAAAAAGGGACUACUUCAGCGUUUCUUCAGCAGACAGGACUGCUGUGGCAAUUGCAGCGAUAGCGAAGAGGAGCCGACGCGCUUAUAGCCCCAGUGGGGCCCCAGAAUUGAACUGCGAACUAAGACGGAUCAGUUUACAUGUUUUGCACAUUUACAGCCAUAUACCGUCCCUGCUCAAAGGGGGCUGCUGCUUGGCACAGUGCAGUGGGUCUCUGGAGGAGUUAAGGAUUCAGUAGUAAUGUAUAAAGUCACAUCUUUCAGUAUAGGAAUAAAUAUUUCCAGUGCCUUGUCCCACAGGUAUAGUAGCGCCUUCCCUUGUUGCCAUAGGACUCCAUUGGCCUCUCAGGAAGGACACGUCUGUGGAAAUCCCUAUGGAGGAUGUUCAGUUAUUUCUUUUUACCUACGUGCUAAGAGAUGUUUUUAUUUUGUUUAUGAAAAAAAAAAUAAUGUUUUUAUAUAUAUAUAAAAAAUAUGUAGCUUAAGAACCCUCCUCCUUUACAGAACCACCUCCUUUUUAUGUUCAUUUCUGGCACCUGUUUUUUUUUGUUUUGUGUAUUUUUUUUUUUAUUGCAAUAAUAUGUAACGUUAAAUGACUAUGUUUUAGAUUUCAGAAAUCCCAAUGUGAAAUGCUCAGAAACUAUCAUGAGAAGCAGUAAUUUAUUUCAAUGUCUGGUCCUGCGCCAGGGAGAGAAAAUUAGGGAUGCACUGAAUAUAGGAUUCGAAUCCUAAUGUGCACAUGCAAAUUGGGGACAGGGAGGGAAAUUGAGUGACUUACAAGGAAUUUAAAAAAAAAUCCCCUUCCCACCCCUAAUUUGCAUUUGCAAUUUGGUUCGGUAUUUGGCCGAAUGUUUCACGAAGGAUUCGGGGUUCAGCUGAAUCCAAAAUAGUGGAUUCGGUGCAUCCCUAGAGAAAAUCUCGUGGCACAGUCACAGUUUUGUGCUUUUAUUGCAUUUCAACAUCCCAACAUUUCGUGCACAUACAGAAGGAUUUUAAUUUAUUGAAGCAAUGCAUCUCUGGCACCAUUUGAAACUAUAGGAAUGAUUUAUAGGCAACCCUUAUUUGUAAUGAGUUGUUUAUCUACCCUCAUUUGUAAUUAUGUAUUCUCACUGUCCUUAUAGAAAGAAAACUGCGCUUGGCUUAACACACGGGUGGUCAUUGCUAAUGAAAUCUUUGUUUGCCCUUUAUAAGCACUAAUCAGACACUAAUGGAAUAAGAAUGGACAUGGGUGGAUUGGAAAUUCGCUAGCGGCCAUUAUGUGGCAUGUUCCAGUAGAAUGAUGUCUGCUUAGGCAGAGCCCAUGCUGCUUCAGGUGGCUUCGAUCAGUAAAGGGGCUGUUAAGUUGGCUUAUAGUAUGUAUGAACUUAUAGUAUGUAUGAACUUAUAGUAUGUUGCCCUAUUUCUAGUAACUUCAGUAUGUCUUUUUUUUAUAUAUAUAUAUA
Messenger RNA from Xenopus laevis (African clawed frog), 3265 nucleotides. It is a transcript of the gene grk6.L, whose product is annotated as G protein-coupled receptor kinase 6 L homeolog. The transcript is spliced from 16 exons. Gene Ontology annotation, molecular function: transferase activity; protein serine/threonine kinase activity; kinase activity. Bases 187 to 1914 code for a protein of 575 amino acids. NCBI's taxonomy places the organism in Eukaryota, Metazoa, Chordata, Amphibia, Anura, Pipidae. The record is from RefSeq and is a predicted model, not a curated record. Gene Ontology annotation, cellular component: cytoplasm. Gene Ontology annotation, biological process: signal transduction; desensitization of G protein-coupled receptor signaling pathway; regulation of signal transduction.